AUGUCUACCCAGAUGGACCAGCGCCUCUAUAUUUCUACCGUUGAUGCUGAGCCACUUCAUCGCUACCGAAAAGGUGGCUACCACCCAGUCACCUUGGGGGAAUACUUGAAAGAUGGAAGGUAUAAGGUGUUGCAUAAACUAGGGUGGGGAGGCUACUCGACGGUUUGGGCAGCAAGGGAUCAAAGGGAAGAGACAUAUGUUGCUGUCAAAAUUUCGGUUGCAGAAACUAAAUAUGACAUGCGAGAGCUACAAACUAUGAAAGAGUUGGCAUCUUAUCACCCUCACACGGUACAACUGCUUGAUAACUUCGAUCUAAAGGGCCCGAAUGGAUCUCAUAAAUGCCUCGUCUAUGAGCUUCUCGGGCCGAACGUCCCAGAUACAAUUGAUACACGCUUUCCAGAUGGGAGACUUCCUGGGAAGCUUGCCAAAGUUAUUGCAAAGCAAUGUUUGAUCGGGCUCGAUGGUUUACACCAACGAACGAUUGGACAUGGAGAUCUGCAUACCCGCAAUUUAGCCUUCACUAUGCCUUACAUAGACGAUUUGUCGGAAGAAAGGUUUAUUAGGAUGCUAGGGAAACCAGAUAUUGGCUAUGUCCAAAAACGUGAAAAUUGUGAUAGGAAAUGCCUAGAACCUGGCAUACCCGAAUAUAUUGUGAGGCCUGCCUCGCGUCAGACGCUUUGGAAUCCGGCUCAGACUGUCAAAAUACUCGACUUCGGAGAGUCGUUUUUACACACUACUAUUUCUAAGACACUACACACUCCUUUAUCUCUCCGAGCACCAGAAGUUAUCUUUCGGGAUCGCAUUGAUCAUCGUGUUGAUCUGUGGAGCAUGGGCUGCAUGCUCUUUGAAGUGUUCGCAGGCCAGCCACCUUUCGACACCUUCUUAAUAACUCCCACAAUUCUCGUUGACCAAAUGCGAGAAAUGGCAACCGACAGUCUACCUAAAAGAUGGCAAGGGGUGUGGAAUACGAUGAAUGCAGAGGAGGGCAUAGAAAGUAGCGGACCUAACUUACAGGAAUGGCUGGAGGAUGUGUACUUCAAUAGCCCGCUGAGUCCCGAUCUCACACGGGAGGACAUAGUGAGGCUGGGACAAAUCGUUGGGAGGUUAUUGCAUUUCGAGCCGUCUGCAAGAGCGUCAGCGAGAGACGUUCUUAAUGAUCCUUGGUUUAAUGAGUGA
Penicillium roqueforti is the source of this 1176-nucleotide messenger RNA. RefSeq lists its product as uncharacterized. Bases 1 to 1176 code for a protein of 391 amino acids. Lineage: Eukaryota; Fungi; Ascomycota; Eurotiomycetes; Eurotiales; Aspergillaceae. Gene Ontology annotation, molecular function: ATP binding; protein kinase activity. The transcript has 4 exons. The record is from RefSeq and is a predicted model, not a curated record. Gene Ontology annotation, biological process: regulation of mRNA processing; protein phosphorylation; spliceosomal complex assembly.